Molecule: messenger RNA, 915 nt
Organism: Ilyonectria robusta
Lineage: Eukaryota; Fungi; Ascomycota; Sordariomycetes; Hypocreales; Nectriaceae
Product: S-adenosyl-L-methionine-dependent methyltransferase
Exons: 10
Coding region: 1-915 (304 amino acids)
Molecular function (GO): methyltransferase activity
Source: RefSeq, a predicted model, not a curated record
AUGGAACAGGGUGUACCCCUUGACGAGACGUUCGCCGAGAUUCUCGAAUACCAUGGCCGGAGUUAUCAGCAAUAUUCCCUGACAAACGCGACAUAUUUUGUACCCAUCGAUGAGGACGAGAUUGCACGCCUCGAGUUGAUGCACGGAGUGCUCAACAGCGUGUUCGACAACAGACUAAUAUUCCCUCCUGUUAGGAAUCCAAGAAGGAUCCUUGACUGCGGAUGCGGAUCCGGAGACUGGGCCGUGGACGUGGCCGCACAAAACCCCAACGCGGAGGUUUUGGGCAUAGACGUGAGCCCGCACAUGAUCCCAGAGAAUCCGCCAGACAACCUCGAACUGCAAGUCGACGACCUCAACGCACGGUUCACGUUCCGGUCCAACCAUUUCGACCUUGUCCACAGCCAAAUGAUGGCUGGAGGUAUCCACGCGAAUCGAUGGCGAAGCUACAUCCGAGAUAUUUUCCGAGUCCUGCGGCCGGGGGGGUGGUGCCAAAUGGUCGAAAUAUACUUCAACGCUCAAUCCGAUAACGGAACAUUAACCAGAGGCGAGCAUAUUGGACGCCUAGGAUUCAAAUAUUUGCAGAGUGCGCAGCCCUACAAGGACCCUCGGGCACCGCUGCAGCUAGCGAAUUGGAUGAGGAGCGCGGGUUUCACCGAGAUCGAAUCAAGGCUGUUGACGCUGCCGAUGUGCGCUUGGUCGAAUGAUCCUCGAGACUAUAAUAUCGGUUGGGCGAAUAACGAAAAUGUGAACUUGAUGCUGUACUCGCUGGCGCUGUAUCCUUUCACUCAGCUCCUCGGAAUGACGUUAACCGACUUCCAACUGCUAAUCGCGCAAGCAAGGAGUGAGGCGGGUAACCCGGCCUUCAAGGCGUAUUUUCCCAUCUAUGUUUGCAUUGGCCGGAAGCCACGUCGAUGA